Molecule: messenger RNA, 492 nt
Organism: Vigna angularis (adzuki bean)
Lineage: Eukaryota; Viridiplantae; Streptophyta; Magnoliopsida; Fabales; Fabaceae
Product: basic form of pathogenesis-related protein 1
Exons: 1
Coding region: 1-492 (163 amino acids)
Cellular component (GO): extracellular region
Source: RefSeq, a predicted model, not a curated record
AUGGAGUUGUGCAUUAAAGUUUGGUUUUGUCGAUUGACUCUGUUAGGGUUUGCAAUUAUUGGUAAUAUUGCCAACGCUCAAGAUUCACCAGCGGACUAUCUGAAUGGACACAACGCUGCACGAUCCGAGGUUGGUGUGGAAAAUAUAAUUUGGAAUGACACAGUUGCUGCUUUUGCACAGAAUUAUGCUAAUCAGCGUACAGAUUGCCAACUGAUUCAUUCAGGUGGUGGUGGCAUCUACGGGGAGAAUAUUGCAAUGAGCACCGGUGACAUGAGUGGUGCAGAGGCAACGAAAUUGUGGGUGGAUGAGAAACUCUUCUAUGACUACGCUUUUAACUCUUGUAUUGGUGGAGAUUGUCUGCACUACACUCAAAUUGUUUGGAGAAAUUCAGUGUAUGUUGGAUGUGCCAAAGUAAGAUGUGACAAUGGAGGCACCUUCGUCACCUGCAACUAUUCUCCUCCUGGCAACUAUAUUGGCGAAAGACCAUACUGA